UUGAAAAAUAAUGCAAGGAGAACCCCUAAACUGCAGUCAAUUUUGAUAUCAGAUCCUCCAUUUGUUUUUUGAAAAAGAUUGGCACCCCAUUAAUUUUUAAUUGUUUUGUUUUAAAUUAUUCUCCUGAAUUGAAAUAGGGAUUUGUUCAAUGGCUCCGUUAUUAUCAUCUGUUAUUCCAUAUGAUAGAAUUCUUGUUAAUUUGACCAAAUCCCCGAUUUUACUGAGGAAAGUAACCUAAACUUAAAGAAUCAAGAGUUGAAGGGGUGUCAAUUAAAAGAAAACUCAUUGAGGGGUCUUUUUGAACGUGGCCAAUAAUUGAGGGCUUCCUCUACAUUUUCACUCUUUUUUUUGUCCUUAUUCUUGAAUGUUUGAAAUUGGUACUAUUUAGUUAACUUUAGAAGGACUAGUCUUAGAAUAGAUGGAAAUUUCUGUCAAAAAUGUUGGUGUCGAACUUGAUGGUGAUGGGUAGGAGUCAGUUAUGUUGGAAUUUUCUCAUAUCAAAUUCUCAAGUAUUUGUAAACAACUUCACUCAAAUGUCGAUCGGCAGAGAUGUAUGCGAAUGGAUACUGAAGUCCAGUAGAUCUGACCAUGGCUGCUAGAGCUAUCAAAAGAAGGCCUAAUAACAGUGACGCUGACAAAGGAAAAGAAGAGCAAAUGGAGACAUCUAUCUCAGAUGCUCAAAGUGAACCUCUUCUUGGGAAUGAUACUGCCAGAAAACAGUCAAAGAUACAUGAUCCUAAAAGAUGUUCAGAUUUCUGGGAAAGCAAGAGGUGGGAGUGCCUUCACUGGGCGAAUCUUAUAUCACAUUUUUUCGCUCAAUCAGCUAGAAGAAUAGCAAAUUUUGUCAGUAGUUUUGGGACAUUUAUAGGAAAACUUUUCUCUCGCUCUUCCGCAAACCAACAAGCACAGAGUGAUAAGAAAUUUUCGAUAUAUCUUAGUCCGUUACAGGAAGAAAGAUUAAGACACCUAAGGCAGAGAGUGGAGGUCCCAUUUGAUGGCUCUUCUGUUGAUCAUCAGGAUGCCCUGAAACAGCUUUGGAUGUUGGCUUAUCCUAACCGUGAACUCCCUCCUCUUAAGUCAGAACUGUGGAAGGAGAUGGGCUGGCAAGGUUCUGACCCAUCUACAGAUUUUAGGGGUGGCGGGUUUAUAUCAUUGGAGAACCUAAUCUACUUCGCCAAACACUACCCAGACUCUUUCCAUAGACUACUACACAAGGAAGAUGGUGUUAGAUCUGAAUGGGAAUACCCGUUUGCCGCAGGUGGAAUUAAUAUAUCUUAUAUGCUGAUACAAAUGUUAGAUCUUCAGUCAGGAAAGUUAACUUCUAAAGCUGGAGCUCGCUUUGUUGAACUACUUGGAGGUGAUGAUCUGGCGUUCGAUAACCUCUAUUGUGUAGCCUUUCAGAUGCUGGAUAGGCAGUGGCUUGCGAAACGAGCAACUUACAUGGAAUUCAAUGAGGUUCUCAAGUCCACAAGAAUGCAACUGGAGCAAGAACUUUCAUUGGAAGGCAUUUCGUGCGUACGAGACAUGCCGGCGUACAGAAUGUUAAGUUUUACCAGGUCCACCUCGCUUGUUAGUCCACCCUAUUUAGGGACUCUGAAAUAAGGUUUGCAAAAAGCCGUCAGAUUCUUAUCGUAAAUGUUCUCGGCACACUUCAUUGCGAAUUUUGGAGGAGAGGAUUCUUCAGUACAUACUAAUAGAGAACUGUUAACAAUUCUGCUGUCUUAAAAUACUUCAGAUCUAAAAAAGUUGAUUCGGAACUGAAAUUGAUUUUACAUUUCGUUGUGAUUAUAUGACCACCAACUUUAUUGAGUGCAGGAAAUAAAUACUAUUAUUAAUAAGAUUAUUAUUAUUUUA
Messenger RNA from Ananas comosus (pineapple), 1854 nucleotides. RefSeq names its product ELMO domain-containing protein C-like. The transcript has 11 exons. Lineage: Eukaryota; Viridiplantae; Streptophyta; Magnoliopsida; Poales; Bromeliaceae. Bases 589 to 1602 code for a protein of 337 amino acids. The record is from RefSeq and is a predicted model, not a curated record.